Molecule: messenger RNA, 2910 nt
Organism: Neoarius graeffei (lesser salmon catfish)
Lineage: Eukaryota; Metazoa; Chordata; Actinopteri; Siluriformes; Ariidae
Gene: zdhhc23b
Product: zinc finger DHHC-type palmitoyltransferase 23b
Exons: 6
Coding region: 418-1704 (428 amino acids)
Biological process (GO): peptidyl-L-cysteine S-palmitoylation; protein targeting to membrane
Cellular component (GO): endoplasmic reticulum; Golgi apparatus
Molecular function (GO): protein-cysteine S-palmitoyltransferase activity
Source: RefSeq, a predicted model, not a curated record
CCGUUGACUUGUCUACACGAAGCAGACAUGAAGCGAAUCGCAGGACCAUGAGUGAGAAAUCCGACAGGGUCCGGUGUGAGCUUAUGCACUGUGUUACUGGUGUAUAUCUUGUUGUAGAGACAGUGAGACACUUCGAUAUUAGAUAAUGAAUUAUUCAAACCACAGCUGUUAUCCAGCUGUGUGUUAAGUCAAACCUAGGAGAUUAGAAUGUUUGGGCGGAAGGAAAGAAAAAAACGCGACCUGGCAACCUGACAGGCGGGCGUGUGCGUUCCCUUGAGCGAUUUCCCAGCAAGUUCCAUCGAUAAACACAGUCAGAGCUGCAGUGGAGCUUCACACUUCAGUGCUUUUGAUGAACAGAGCUGAGCUUCGACCUUCACUGGAAGGCGGACGAUGACCUCCUGAGAGCUGCUGUCCAUCAUGAAGAAGCGAGCCAAUAAGGCGCUGGAGCUGGAUGAUCCUUUGUGCUGCUGUGAGUAUGUGGACCGUCAUGGUGGGCGGAGUCACAUGGCAGCAUGUUGCUGUGACUGUGAGGAUCUGGACGAGGCUUGUGACAGAUGGAUGAAGAGAGAACCCCAGAACCUGGACUCGCUAUCUCGAGUGGCUGCCACAGUGACGGAUCGUCUGCGAGUGCCCUGGAUUUCAGGAGCUAAAAAAGUCGACCUGUCCUCGAUCCCACCACUUAUCCUACUUCCUAUCCUCUUGCACAUCGCUGCUCUGCAUUACCUGCUGGGUAUCGUAGUCCUGACAGCACUACCCGGCAUGGUGCUUUGGUAUUACUACUUCACCCACCGCAAGAAAGGACGCACGCUGUUCUUCCUCAGCCUGGCGCUCUUCUCCCUGUUCUACAUGUACUACCUCUUCCUCACUGAGGUUGUACCACGAGGCGACAUCACUAACGUACAGCUGGGGAUCAUCACGCUAGGCGUAGUGCUUACCCUCAUUGCCCUCAUGAAUACAAAGAAAGGGCCGGGCUACGUCAAGCCCAGUCCUGCUGACACGCACAGCACAGUGACGUAUCCCGGCCCUCCCCUGGAUAUAGACCCCGCCUACCACAACGGAUCACGGCAUCAGGUAGUGAUCACCAAUCCGACGAGUCCUCCUGAGCAGGCCGCUGAGUCCCGAGCUGUGGCAGGCAACAUGUUGGAGAAAGACAGCGGCAAGAGGAACUGGUGUCCGUUCUGCAAGCUGGUGCGACCUCCGAGAGCCGGACACUGCAGGAUCUGCGGGGCUUGUGUCCUCCGCCUGGACCAUCACUGUGUCUGGAUUAACAGCUGUGUGGGUCAGGCCAACCACUGCAGCUUCCUCCUGACACUGCUCUUCUUCCUGUUGACCUCACUGUACGGGAUCAGCCUGGUGCUGCGCAGUGUGUGUCCCACCCAGAGCGUCCUGACCGCCUUGCUCUACUGCCCCGAUGUCUACAGUCAGUCCAGCUCGGCCUUGUGCUUCACCUGUGCCUGGUACAGCAGCAUCGUCACUGGAGGUUUACUUCACCUGCUGGUGCUGCAGCUGAUCAAUGUCAGCUACAACGUAACAGAGCGUGAGGCUCGAAUCGCUCUGAGGGACAAGACGGGACGCAGUCUCAUCUGGGGCCUCAUCAUCGACACGGGUGUGUACUCCCACGGCUUCCGCGCCAACUGGACCGAAUUCCUCACCAUGGGUGAGACGUUGGAGCCCAAAGCCCUGAAACCCACAGAUCUGGUGUAGACAUCUGCUUAACGUCUGAGCCUUAAAGACACGUAGCUUAUCGGAGGUCAUGAAAAGCUGUCAGACUGAAGCGUUACACACGUCCAGACCCACCGUACACCCAGGAUUCGUUUUAUUUCCCUGGUUUCAACCGAGUGGCAGAAAGGCUUGUUAUAUUUUUGUCCACUAAGUGGCAGCAGUAUACUUUCAUCUUGCUCUAACCAAAUGACGAUGCCUCCUUAUCAGUACACCUCAAAAGUGAUCGAGUCUGGGCAUCAAACUGUUCACCAGACCUAACAUCUGUGACUCCUAAGCCAUAUAAAGCAUACCACGAACCCGUAACUUUCAGAGCUGCUGUGUUUCUCUGUCUCCACUGCCCAGAAUGCAAAGUAGUGUUGUGUAGAUAUCACUUCAUGAUUUAGUGCCUUGCUGGGACAUGGGAGGAGGGGGAAAUAAAAGAGACCACAAUGUAUUCUUGUCCAGAAUUGCAGCCAGCUAUAAAACAGACUGUCGCAGUGAAUGUGCAAUAACAGAUGUCAGAGGACACUGUGUGUGUGUGUAUGUCAUGUUUUCUAUUCCUUAAAUAGAGAUUUGUUUAAUAUAAUAUAAUCUCAUCUCAUUAUCUCUAGCCGCUUUAUCCUGUUCUACAGGGUCGCAGGCAAGCUGGAGCCUAUCCCAGCUGACUACGGGCGAAAGGCGGGGUACACCCUGGACAAGUCGCCAGGUCAUCACAGGGCUGACACAUAGACACAGACAACCAUUCACACUCUCAUUCACACCUACGCUCAAUUUAGAGUCACCAGUUAACCUAACCUGCAUGUCUUUGGACUGUGGGGGAAACCGGAGCACCCGGAGGAAACCCACGCGGACACGGGGAGAACAUGCAAACUCCGCACAGAAAGGCCCUCGCCGGGCACGGGGCUCGAACCCGGACCUUCUUGCUGUGAGGCGACAGUGCUAACCACUACACCACCGUGCCGCCCGUUUAAUAUAAUUGUUAAACAAAUAAUCGAGUUGCAGUGUUUUGUUAAAAAAAAAAAAAUCAGCUCAGAAUGAACAUAUGGAAUUUCAUCUCAUUUUGUUAAAAACACAUGAGCAAAAAAUACAACUUCAUGGAAGAACACAGGUUUCAGCUACACACUGUUUGUUCUGAUCUGUGUAUCACGAUGCAUCAGUGAUGAGCUGCUCAAAUUGAUUGUGACUCAAAAAAUAAAAGUUUUGAAAAGA